Neopsephotus bourkii (Bourke's parrot) is the source of this 5340-nucleotide messenger RNA. It is a transcript of the gene KCNG1, whose product is annotated as potassium voltage-gated channel modifier subfamily G member 1. The transcript is spliced from 4 exons. Gene Ontology annotation, cellular component: membrane; voltage-gated potassium channel complex. The record is from RefSeq and is a predicted model, not a curated record. Gene Ontology annotation, biological process: potassium ion transmembrane transport; protein homooligomerization; regulation of delayed rectifier potassium channel activity. The coding region runs from base 953 to 2479 and encodes 508 amino acids. Gene Ontology annotation, molecular function: delayed rectifier potassium channel activity. NCBI's taxonomy places the organism in Eukaryota, Metazoa, Chordata, Aves, Psittaciformes, Psittacidae.
AAUGCUUUAACAGAAGAUCAGCUCUGAGGUCAUUAGGAGUGCUUCAUGUGACAGGACUGCAUGUCAGUGUAAUUUCAAUCUCAACUGUUCUGUAUUUCCUCUGCUCUAGCUAGCACUAUCUGCGCCAGUUAUCACUCUCCUCAGAUCCCUUCAUUUCUCUUGAGUCCUGCAGCUUUUCCAGUGGGCAAUGGCAGAGUGCCAUCGUCUGUCAUGAAGCUCUGCUGAUAAUCCCAGUGUUGGCUAGAAUUUCCUCGAGUGUGACUUUAAAAUACAAUUAUGUUAUGUGUUAAUGUGCUUUCCAAAAAAAACCAAGGAAGGACUUUCCGGUGAGCAGGCCUUUGCUCAGGCUCCCUCAAGGCAAGAGACAAACCAGAACUGAUUGGAAGUUUAUUUAGGUGCAGGCUGGUGGGAUUUUGUCAUUGUUUGCAUUCAUCAUUACUUCCAGAGGAGCUUCAGAAUUGCCGCUCCCGUGCCGCAGGGAUUUCCAGAGUCAUGAUUCUGGAGCAAAGACAGAGCAACUCACCGAUACAAGCAAGUAGGUAGUGGUAAGGCACUGAAAGGUGAACACACUUAAGAUUUUGCCAUGGAGAACAGGUUCCUUGCUAACUAGCUGUCCUCAAGUCACUAGUGAUAGUAAUAAGGAGAUCCCAUUUUGUGACAGAAGCAAGAUGACAAAGGUUACCUCUGCUUACCUCACGCCAGAAAAUAGUACCACAGCUCUUGGAAGAUCUGAAUCAUGCCUUGUCCAUUCUUGCAUAUUGUAGGUUUUCUUUAUCCACAUGCCCUAAAGGUAUGUAACACUAUUGAUGUCGUUUAUAAACCCCAGCUUCUGCGAACAACAGUUCUGUGUGUAAGGAGGUCACCCUAGCAGGGGCACAUAUCCCCAGGGUGCGUAUCAAAGGGGAGAAGACGCUUGCAGAAGUAGCCAAGUGAUGUGAAGUUAUCUUCCAAGAUGACUGUUCUACCUGGAGAAAAUUCCGACUAUGACUAUAGCGCCCUGAGCUGCACCUCAGAUACUUCCUUCCACCACACAUUCUUUCCAGAAACAGAAACACUUAAGGGAGUCUUCUACCAAAGAGCCAAGCUAAUUCACCCUCAAGAGGAUCUCCUGAAAGGCUUUCACCCUGAUGAUCGGAAGCAUCAUAUUAUUAUAAACGUAGGGGGCAUUAAGUAUUUGCUCCCUUGGACCACGCUUGAUGAAUUCCCAUUGACACGUCUGGGACAGCUGAAGUUCUGUACUAAUUUUGAUGACAUUCUAAACAUCUGUGAUGAUUACGAUGUGACAUGUAAUGAAUUCUUUUUCGACCGUAACCCAGGGGCAUUCAGGACAAUCCUGACCUUUCUGCGGGUCGGAAAACUUCGUCUCUUGCGUGAGAUGUGUGCACUGUCUUUCCAAGAGGAGCUGCUCUACUGGGGAAUUGAGGAAGACAACUUGGAGUGGUGUUGUAAGAGGAGAUACCUGCAAAAAAUGGAGGAGCUUACAGAAAUAAAUGAACGGGAGGAUGACCUCAUAGAAAAUGAAACAGGUGAAACAGUAGAGGAGACAAGAAUUGGCUUGUGCAUGAAAAAGCUGCAAGACAUGGUGGAAAGACCCCAGUCUGGCCUCCCUGGAAAGGUGUUUGCUUGUUUGUCUGUUUUAUUUGUAACUAUUACAGCAGUGAACUUAUCCAUCAGCACCAUGCCUGGCCUGAGGGAGGAGGAGGAAAAGGGUGAGUGUUCCCAGAUGUGCUACAAUAUUUUCAUUGUGGAGUCUGUGUGUGUGGCAUGGUUUUCCCUGGAGUUCCUGCUAAGAUUCAUCCAGGCAAAGAGCAAGUUUGCAUUUCUGCGGAGACCAUUAACCCUGAUCGACAUAAUAGCCAUUCUGCCAUACUACAUCACUUUGCUAGUAGACACUACGUCAGUGGGCUAUAAAAAGCCCAGCUCUGGGAGCAUCUACCUGGACAAAGUAGGUCUGGUCCUCCGUAUUCUCCGUGCCUUGAGGAUUCUGUACGUCAUGCGGCUGGCCAGGCACUCCCUGGGGCUGCAGACACUGGGGCUGACAGCUCGCAGGUGCACCCGUGAAUUCGGGCUCUUGCUGCUCUUCCUCUGUGUGGCCAUUGCACUGUUUGCACCACUCCUCUAUGUCAUUGAGAAUGAGAUGGCGAACUCGCAGGAGUUUACCAGCAUCCCCGCGUGCUACUGGUGGGCUGUCAUCACCAUGACCACGGUAGGCUAUGGAGAUAUGGUUCCCAGAAGCAUUCCUGGCCAAGUGGUGGCGCUCAGCAGCAUACUGAGUGGCAUCCUCCUCAUGGCAUUUCCAGUCACCUCCAUCUUCCACACGUUUUCACGCUCCUACAUUGAGCUAAAGCAAGAACAGGAAAGAAUAAUGUACAGGAGAGCACAGUUCUUAUUAAAAACAAAGUCUCAGAUAAGUAAUGCAUCACAAGGGAGUGAUAUUUUAUUCCCCAGUGUCUCUUCUGAGACUAGGGACAAUGAAUGAAAUUUAGGUUGCUGUUUCUCCUGACGUCAAGUGAUGUUUUGUUGUAUCAGAGUCCAUCUUUUAAUUUGCUUCGGAAGCAUUUUGCAAAGGUAACCCUCAUAUUAAAAUAAGAAAAAUAGUUAUUAACCAGGAACUGAGAAGUCUAUUAUUAUGCUGUUUCUACUCCCCCCUCCAGUAUAAUGUAUAGGAUCUUUCACUGAGAUCAUACAGCGGGAUUUUAGGAAUUAAAAGUCUCUGACAAAAAUAGAACACCAUAUAAUAAUGUACUUGUCAGGCUGUUUUGCCAUUUGUAAUACAUAUUUUUCCAACCGAAUCAUGAUGUAUAUAAUCAUUAAACAGGCUGCCAUUUUUCUUGUUCUUCUUGUAUAUAAAUAAUGUAAAUACAACAAAAUUGGUGGUGAAAAUCUCUCCUAUUAAAACGCCUUAGAGCAUAAUGGAAAUAUCCACAGAUGUUUAUCCCAUUGUGCUCUUAAAAAAACACAUUAAGUGAGAUUUGUCAUUCACAACAGCAACUGUAUAUUUCUGUGCAAGUCAGCCCUAAACAUAGGAGAAGAAUCGAGCUGUUUGUAUCAUGUAUCUUGCUCAAGAUGUAAAUACUUAUAGCUCACCAGCUACAAAGUUUAACUGAAGUUACAGAGUUGACCUAUGUCACUGAAUGCAGUAAUCCCAGAAACAAAGUCUUUGAGUUCUAUAGCAUUUAAUAUUAUUACCAAGAGGUGACUAGCUGCAAAUCAAAUGAAAUAUGCAUGAUGAGAUGCCAGUCAUUCCCUACCAUCUGUUUCCAUGUUUUUACUUACCUCAGAUAUGAAACAGAAUUAAAAGAGGCCUGUUUCCAGGGGACACCCUACCAUUACUUGGCAAAUCGAAGCUUCAGCUACCCAUUCACAUUCAGCAUUUGGUUCUUUAGAAGGAGCAGAAAAUAUAUGGUCGUGGGAAGUUGCCAAUGGUGAAGAAAAGAAAAUAUCAUUUGAGUCAUGGAGUGGGGGGUACUGACAGCUUUAUACUUUACUGUCCUCAAUCAGGAGGGACCUAAGACUUAAUUAAUCAUACCUUUGGCAUCAUGACACACAUCAUAGGAUUGGAGAAAAUUUCAAAUAGGAUAUGAAAUAGCAGUUAAGGUCCCAAAACACACCCGUGUAUUCUUCAUCCGUGUGUGUGCCUUGGGCCAGGUCCUGCUGAAGUCAGCGGGAGCACAUGGGUCAGUGAAACACUGAGGUUUGGCACAGGUUUCUAUGGAGAUUAAUGACAGAACUCCCAUUUAUUUUAGAGGGAAUGAAACCAGUUUGCACAACAGUUCAGGAGGAAAACUCCAGAGAUUAAAAAAACCCCAACAACCUGUUUGUUUGAUUUCAUGUGUGCUUAGAGGUAAAGAAAAGUUAAUCUCAAGGGUUUCACCUUCCCUCCUCCCCUCCUUUUCAGUACUUUUACUUAUUAUCAGUUCUGAGCCAAGGAAAUUCAGAAGUUUCCAUUACAUUCACCAAUGCUUCUCCAGAUUAAUUUCCAGAAAUACUAUUACUUAUUGGCAUUUCUGGAGCAGGUUGCUAGAAAUGCCAGAACACACGAUGGGUUUGUGAUUUGAAUGAAAGCCAAGGACACAAACAUUGUCCUCUCAAUAAGGUAGAGUUAGUUCCUCAGCCUUUGCUGUUUGGCCAAGCCCACGCUACACUGGUUUUCUUUUCAACUGUCUUUAAAAUACCAUUUGAAGGUGUUCUGAUAUACGUGCUCUUGAAGAGUAAUUCCAGACCAUUUAAAAAGGCACUUUACAAGUAAUGAGGGCUCUACCAUUCUUCACCCUGCAGUAGGUAAAUAUGCCCGUGGAGCAUUUCUGCAGAAGCCUAAACUCUUGGCAGUUAAUUAUGUGGCAGAACUACAAAUGUAACCAGCUUUUCACUCUUGUUCUUCUAAUUAGAGUUGGACAAAAAACAGAGACAUCGUGACAAAAAAGGGACACAUUUUCCAUCCAAAAUGCACUUAAUUUCAAAACUGUUUGAUCAUCUGUAGCAUUGGCUUCAGCACAAGUGCUAUACAUCCUUCUACCUUUGUGUCAGCACUCGUUAUAAAAAGAACUGGUAAUUAGAUUAGUCCUGUGAGCAACAGUUGCUUAUCUAAGAAUAUGUUUGACAGGCUGAGCCAUAAAUAAGAAGCUGUAAAUGAAUAUAAGGAGAAAUCGAAACUUACCAAAUAAAACCUAAGCUUAUUUCCAUGUUAUACUAGCUAAUAAAUCCAGAAGGUCCAUCCAUUCUCUCAACAUCUUUCCAUUAAGUUAAUGCUCAUUUAUUUCAUGUAUGACUUUACUUUUUUAUCCCAAAUUAUCACUUGAUUCUAAAGUCCUUGUCUGGCAACAAAAAAAAUAUCACCCUGAAGUUGGGUUGAAGUUGGUUGAGCAAACCUGUGAAAGCAUCUUGCCUGUUCUGCCUAAGCCAGGAACAAAUUAACUGCCCAGGAGGUACCCCCAUGUGAUUUUGUACUUGGCAGCACAUUGAUUGUAAGCAUAUCAACAUGUUUUACUGUGAAUCACUGUAACAAAGUUGCUUGUGUUUUACAGGAGGCAAUACAUACUGCAGUCCUUAUGCUAAAUAAACCCAGCUAUAAGUCUUAAGAGCACAUUAGUAUGAAACCCACAUGCUGUGUUCCAGCUCUUACUGUGAAGGCUGAGGGCCUAAAGUCAUUAUGCCUCUUUACAGUGUAUUACCUGACUUUUUAGUCAAAUUCAGUUAAAUUAUGAAUUGAUUCAAAAGCUGCCUGUUUCCAGUGGCACAGCUGAUAGCUACCAAGUCAGCUAUCACUUCGUUUUGCAUUUAGCAGCAUGUGCAGUCAACAAGAAAGUCCCAAUUAAAAAAACACUAUGUGCUUUUAUGAAG